AUGUCUGCCUCCUCUAAGCGAUCUGGCCGGAUCGGUACGACCAAGUCAAAAACUGGCUGUCAUACCUGCAAGUCAGUAUUCUAUCUCGAGGAAUCGGCUAUUGCCCAAGUGGACCCGCAUCUGAUAAUGCAAAAACAGAAUCCGACGAGUGCGCUGCGGAGAGGAAAAACCUCAUUGCAUGAGAUGCACCAGCACUGGUCGACUGUGCAGUUACGGCGCAUCUCAGUCAGCCCCCGCAGAGUCAUCCAACAUUUCCACUUCGCAUUUGGGUCAUCUUUCCACACACCCGCAAAUUUCAUGUCCUCCAUGGGUCCACUAUUAUCUGGCGACCUCGAUCUUGCUUUCUGGAGAGGCUGCGUCUUGCAGACAUGUCGCAUGGAGCCUGCGGUGUGGGAUGCAAUCAUAUCGCUCAGCGCACUAUACGAACGUCCGCCUCUUCACGAAACACCUCCAUUCCUGCUGAUCAACUCUCCCGCAGUGGUACGCAGUCAAACCCAUCGCGAGGCACUGGUUUGGUAUUCGCGCUCCCUGGCAGUCUUACAGCAGCGCAUCAACCAAGGGACUGCAAAUCUUGGUGUCUCUCUGAUCAGCUGUAUCUUGUUUAUUGCAAUCGAGCUUCUUCAGGGCAAUCGAAAAGCAGCUUUGGGAUUGUAUAAACAGGGAGCCCAGUUAAUCAAUGCCGACCGUGGACCAUGGAUCACCAUUCUCACGCCAAUCUUUCGUCGUCUGGGCACAUGGGUCUUUAUCAACGACGGCUCGCCUGAUAAAGCUUGGGGACUUAGUAUAACCGCGUCUGGUAGCCGCUUUGCGUCAAUGGACGAAGCUAGGAACGUGCUCUGUGGGAUUGUUGCUGAAAUGAAAACUCUGGAUAAUGCCACGAAGUUACAUUGGAAGCAAGCAGCGGCGAGUCGCGAGCACGAAGCACUAGCACUCGAGGUUAAACGAGGUCAACUCAGACAGGAACUUGGCCGCUGGAACCAACUUUUCAUGUCCUUUAAGGCUUCAAAUACACCGGGACCUCAGGAUGUCCUUGGCACCGUCGAUGGCGCAAGUGCCCUUCUCCUCAUGACCUACAUGAGUGUUCUUGUCGAGAUCGAAACAAUCCUCUGCACUGAUCAAGCUGCAUAUGAUGAAUACGAACUCGAAUUCAGACAAAUCCUCGAUUAUGCAUCCACCGCCAUUGCAGCGACCCGCAGCCCAGACGGCACACAGCCACCAUUUAUGUUCGAAAUGGGAGUCUUUCUCCCGCUAUUUAUCACGGCACUCAAAUGUCGAUUUCCCCAAUUGCGUCGUCAAGCCCUUCGACUCAUGAUGGAAGAAGCCCCGCCAGCCCAAGGACUUUUCAUGUGUGGUCCUGCUGCUCACGUAGUCGCAGUUAUCGUGGUUCUAGAGGAGAGCCCUAGUAUGGUACGUGAGGAGCCGCUGGAUAUUGGCCAGUUCUUGAAGGAAUCAGGCUGUAUUCCUCCAUCUCGGAAUCGUGUUUGGGAUUUCGGUGUAUCGUCAGAUAAGAAUAGCGAAGGGCAGAUGCAGAAUUGGCUGCAUUACAGUCUGCGAGACUUUGAUGAUGAUGAUGAUGAUGAUGAUGAUGAUGAUGAUGGCGAGGGGCGGAUUCGAUUUCUGCAGCGAAGUAUACUAUUCCCGGGGCUCAAUACCCCUUUAUAUGAAUCAUGA
Messenger RNA from Penicillium cataractarum, 1671 nucleotides. RefSeq lists its product as uncharacterized. The transcript has 2 exons. The record is from RefSeq and is a predicted model, not a curated record. Bases 1 to 1671 code for a protein of 556 amino acids. NCBI's taxonomy places the organism in Eukaryota, Fungi, Ascomycota, Eurotiomycetes, Eurotiales, Aspergillaceae.